AUGCUACGUAGAUUAACAUAUCCUAACAGAUGGUGUGAUCUUGUCUACACAUUUGGUAGAACAGAAUCUGAACUUAGCAUAAUUUUUAAUAUGGUAAGUUCUUGCAAGUUAUAUUAACUAGAUAAUUUGUUUAUUUCGUGUAAGAAAUAAGCUAUAAAAUUUAUCUUUCAUAUUCUAGGUUAUAAAUGAUAUUUGGACUCAGUUCAGUCAUUUGCUGAAUUCUCUGGACUUAUUUUGGCUAGAUCCAGCAGUUUUUUCAAAUGCAACACACCAGAAAGGUUCUCCACUGGACCAGUGUUGGGGGUUCAUUGAUGGAACAGCCAGGCCCAUCGCCAGACCUGUGCGAAAUCAAAAUGUGAUGUACAGUGGUCACAAACGAGUCCAUUGUAUUAAGUUCCAGGUGCCAUUAAAAUUAGGUUUUGUUUAUUAGUUCAUUAUCUGGCGAUGCAUCCUACUUUUUAGUAGUUACUUCGUCUAACACCAGACGAAUUUACUCCUCAGUGGUAUAAUACUGCCAGUAAAAGGGUUAACAAACCUAUCUACUAAUGUCUCUUAUUAACCCAUUAUCUGGCAAAGCACCCAAAUGCACACUACUUUAGUAUUUACUCUGUCUAACGCCAGAAAAUUUUACUCACAUCAGUGAUAGAGUACUGCCAUUACUGUCGUUACAAUUGAAGUGUUCCUCAAAUAUUGAUUCAAUACAUUACCUCAGGCUGACCAAUUCAUUUCAUCAAGUUCCUCGAGAUAUUCAUACACUUCCCUUGAAAGAGCCAAUUCCAAGUAUUUGAUCAUUUCUGGUCACUUCCUUUCUAUCUAUGAUUGGUUAGUCGCACAAACAACUCAUUUUUCUCCUUAUUUAGUCAUUAAUUGCUCCUAACGGCCUGAUUGUCAACUUAUUUGGACCCAUAGAAGGCAGACGCCAUGAUGCUUUCAUGUUAGGUGUUAGUGGGCUACUACCACAGUUAGAAAGGAUAACAAAGCCAAAUGGUGAACCAUAUGUUAUCUAUGGUGACCCAGCAUAUGGGAUAUCAACACAUGUUAUACCUCCAUUUAGAGGUGCACAUUUUACUCAACUGCAGCAGAAAUUUAACCGUAAAAUGAGCGAAGUUCAGGUGAGUGUAGAAUGGGGAUUUGGCAAAAUCCUACAAUAUUUUGCCUACCUAGAUUUUCGCAAAAAUUUGAAAGUUCUCCUUCAACCAGUUGCAAAGUAUUAUAUCGUGGGAUAA
Paramuricea clavata is the source of this 1226-nucleotide messenger RNA. Lineage: Eukaryota; Metazoa; Cnidaria; Anthozoa; Malacalcyonacea; Plexauridae. The record is from the annotation of a GenBank genome assembly.